Molecule: messenger RNA, 1858 nt
Organism: Callorhinchus milii (elephant shark)
Lineage: Eukaryota; Metazoa; Chordata; Chondrichthyes; Chimaeriformes; Callorhinchidae
Gene: atp6v1c1a
Product: ATPase H+ transporting V1 subunit C1a
Exons: 13
Coding region: 160-1308 (382 amino acids)
Biological process (GO): proton transmembrane transport
Cellular component (GO): vacuolar proton-transporting V-type ATPase, V1 domain; lysosomal membrane
Molecular function (GO): proton-transporting ATPase activity, rotational mechanism
Source: RefSeq, a predicted model, not a curated record
CGCAGAAAGCGGAAGUGAGGUGGUGCGCACGCGCGGAGGCUCGGUUGACAGUGCGGCGCCGCUCGCGGGUGAUGUUGGUGGGGGAGCGCGAGGCGGCCACCGACACCGUUACUCUGUUACAACAAUCGAUUCUAUACAAAAUAUUAAUUUGCUUCAAGGAUGGCAGAAUUUUGGUUGAUAUCUGCUCCUGGGGAGAAAACAUGUCAGCAGACUUGGGACAAAUUAAAUAGUGCAACAACAAGGAACAAUCACCUCUCCACCAACUUCAAGUUUGCAAUUCCAGAUUUGAAGGUGGGAACCUUAGAUGUUUUAGUGGGGUUGUCCGAUGAGCUGGCUAAAUUGGAUUCAUUCGUGGAGGGAGUUGUGAAGAAAGUGGCUCAGUACAUGGCUGAUGUGUUGGAAGACAGUAGGGACAAAGUGCAAGAGAACCUUUUGGCCAAUGGAGUUGACUUGGUUACCUAUAUUACAAGAUUUCAGUGGGACAUGGCGAAGUAUCCAAUCAAACAGUCGCUGAAAAACAUUUGUGAAAUCAUUGCAAAGCAAGUAACCCAAAUUGACAAUGACCUAAAAGCAAGAGCGUCAGCAUAUAACAAUCUGAAAGGAAAUUUACAGAAUCUAGAGAGGAAGAAUGUGGGAAGUUUGAUGACUAGAAGUCUAGCAGAUAUUGUGAAGAAAGAAGACUUCGUAAUUGACUCUGAAUACCUUACCACUUUGCUGGUAGUUGUACCCAAAAUAAACUACACUGAAUGGGAGAAAACCUAUGAAACCUUGGCCGAUAUGGUGGUCCCACGGUCCAGCAAAUUGAUUUAUGAUGAUAAUGACAGUGGUCUGUACAAUGUUACAUUGUUCAGGAAGGCUGUGGAUGACUUUCGACUCCAGGCCAGGGAAAACAAAUUUGUAGUUCGUGAAUUCCAGUACAAUGAGGAGGAACUGAAAGCGGAUAAGGAAGAGAUGACUCGACUUUCAACUGACAAAAAGAAACAGUUUGGCCCUUUGGUUCGUUGGCUGAAAGUUAACUUCAGUGAAGCUUUCAUUGCUUGGAUUCAUGUGAAAGCAUUACGGGUUUUUGUAGAAUCUGUUCUAAGAUACGGGUUGCCAGUAAAUUUCCAGGCAAUGCUUUUGCAACCCAGCAAGAAAAUGAUGAAGAAACUUCGAGAGGUGCUUUAUGAUCUUUACAAACACUUGGACAGCAGUGCUGCUUCUAUCAUUGAUGCAGCCAUAGACAUUCCAGGUCUAAAUCUAAGCCAGCAAGAAUACUACCCUUAUGUGUACUACAAGAUUGACUGCAAUCUGCUCGAGUUCAAAUAAAGAAAUGCUCAUUAUUCAACUUGUCCUUUAGGGUUACAGUAGAAUUGGACAGAUCCUGAUACUCCCCUUACUUUUCUUUAAACCUGAAUUAACCUGUGUUUGUGUAAUUAAGUCCAUUCCUGCAAGCUGUCUGCUGCUAUUACCCUUGAAAAUAUACCUAUGUUGAUGUACUUUUUACCAAUCAGGUAUUGAAUUAUGUGCUGCAAUAAUCUGAAUCUGUAUUUAUGAAAAUGUCAUUAUUUAAAACAAAAAAAAAUCUAAUUUGUGAAGUGCUGUGCAGUAAGCUGCAUUAGUUGUGAAUGUUCUUAAAGAACUUGUUUACAGCUAUACUCAUCGAGAGAGCGUGAAUCAUUUCAUUUGUUUAUAUGUAUUUGAUGCAUUGAAUUUUAAAUAGUCCCUGUUGUAACAAAUCGUGUUUAUUGAAAGUGUAUUUGUGGUGUCGUACAGAGUAUAUCUAAUGUUUUAAACAUGACUUCCAUUGUGCAAGCACUGUAUACUUUUCAUGAUUUAACCUGCCUACACAAAGUGGAAUAAAUGUCAUGACAAUUCA